AUGUGUGAAAAGGUUCAGGUGAUAGCAGAUGAGAACGAUUCGAUAAAAGCUCUCAAAACACGAAAUACGCAAACGAAUGAAAUCGAAACGCAUGAAUGUGGAUUGUUGAUAUAUAGUAUUGGUUAUGAGAAUUUUGUGUUGGAUGGCAUACCGAAGAACGAAGAUGGCUCUAUGAAGAUGCGCGAUUCGAUUCGGGUGCAUAGACAGCGCUAUGAUAGGACACUCGUCUAUGCGUCUGGAUGGUGCGCACAUCAACCGCGCGGGGUCAUUGCUAACACACAGGUAAUUUACUGUUGUUGUUAUUAUUGUUAA
This is a messenger RNA of Anisakis simplex (herring worm), 312 nucleotides long. The record is from the annotation of a GenBank genome assembly. Lineage: Eukaryota; Metazoa; Nematoda; Chromadorea; Rhabditida; Anisakidae.